This is a messenger RNA of Colletotrichum aenigma, 1419 nucleotides long. RefSeq lists its product as uncharacterized. NCBI's taxonomy places the organism in Eukaryota, Fungi, Ascomycota, Sordariomycetes, Glomerellales, Glomerellaceae. The coding region runs from base 1 to 1419 and encodes 472 amino acids. The transcript has 3 exons. The record is from RefSeq and is a predicted model, not a curated record.
AUGCGCCGCCAAUCUGAGCGCCCCCGUGGCCGCACCCUCAAAACUUAUUCGAAGAAACCCCAGAGCCGCAGGUCCCUUGGCGCAGAAAUAUACCGCGACUUGACGGCUGGCAAUAACUCUAGGGUUUCGAGCGGCGACGAAUCAUCCAUCCGGGGAACUCCACCUAUUGUCGGUCAUCGCACCCCUUCAGCAUCGUUUCGAAGGGAUGAAGAGAGCUUGCCUAAGACCAAGGAGAGUGUCGCACUUACACCCGAAGAAACACACCAUGACAGAGUUCAGCGUACCAAAGACCCCUAUCACAUUCAGACCUCGUCCAUCAGCCUAGAAGAAGCUUCAUCGCAAGAUGAUGACGAUUCAUCAUCGAGGGACCAACAGUCGCAAUCCGAUAGCUCGCAAAAUUCGAGCGUCACAUCCGUCGGACGAGGCGCUACACACUCGGCCAUCAAAACGGAACCACGAGACUCGCCUGAGGCCUUUCCCGAUGUGAUGGUCCGGAGUCAUGUUCCACAGCUUCAUCUUAAAACUGAAGGCUCUCCAUUUCAGAGGCGGAAAAGAAAGAGAGCAGAGUCUCCCUUUGGGUCUGACUUCUUGGUGGCCCACCAGCCGCGACGGUUUAACCAACAAGAAGCUUGGAAGGAACCUGAUAGUUCAAAGAAACGAAGUCUUCCCGUUGUGUUCGGCCCUAGAACGCCUAGUCCCGUCAAGAUGCAGGGGCGCCGGAAAGUUGCAGAGAUACACCCACAAGAUUAUAAAGUGUUGCCAUCUGCGUCCCCAGUUAUGCCGACCCUUCAGCGGGGUGUUCGAGACGGAUUCGAACGCCGCGAGGUUCCGAAGUUCAGCAAACACUACUUCGAUGGCAAGCGGCGAAGAAGGCCACCCCCAACACCCGGCCUUGGGUCGCUUCUGAGUGCCGAGAAAUCGAGGGAGGUAGCUAUUCUUAAGGAAGGACCAGGAACUAGAAAGACAGUGUCAGAUCCCGCCAACGCGUAUCUCAUGUCUGGGGGGAUACUGGACGAGCCUCAGGAAGCAUCUCGCACAGAGUCGAUGGCCUCUUCUAGCAAUCGGAAUGCUGAUGUACGGCCUUGCGUCGAACGGCUUGCCAGUCAUGUCUCCCACUCGGGCAACCCAUACGACGAUGGCAACCUCGAGAAUGAUGGAGCUGUGAGCGAAAAUACCGGCUUGGAGAUGAAGCGGUUGCAUGGCCAAGGAAGCUCUUGGGUGGCCACGACAGACAACUUUGUCCUGCGAGAGACCGGUCCAACUACCCGACGCUCUUCCAAGACUACAAGCGAGCCCCAAUUAUACCUGGACGAGCGAGACACUCGUCCACCUAUCCGCGACGCCCCCAAUGCUUCGGGGGAGUUGAGUCUGUCACAUCUAACCACCAAGGCUGGGCCCUUUGAAUUUUUUAGAACGUGA